AUGAUACAACUUGUUUUGAAAAUAGCAAGAAGACAUCCAAGAAAACAAGAUACCAGACACCUCCUACUACGAUUCAACCACUUCCAAGUACAAAGCCCUAUAGAAGUGGAAGAUCUGCAAAGAGAAGCCCACGCGAAAAUAACGAUACAAGAAAUCAUACCAGAAAUCAAAGAAAUACCAGUCACUGCGUCACCCAGAGUGAGCACCAAUUUCCAAGGCACCUUGAUCAUCGAAGAAGAUUUCAUCAACAACUCUAACGACUUGGUGGUCACAGAUGCAGAGGCAGAGUCUAGUGAGGUCUCAGAGAUCUUCCAACAACCACCCCCCAUUCUUAGGAUCGGAGACAAGCUGUUGUUUUUGAAAAAGGGAGAGUUGGUACCUGAGAUAAACGCCAGUACCCCUAGCUCCGUGAUAACCAUAAUAGGGGCCGAGGGACUUCAAAGAGGAUUCGAGGAGAGCUCAGAAUUUCACGAGGGCAAAGAAGAAAAUCGAACGGAACCUGCACAAACUAGCGUAGAAGCUAAGAAGGCCUUGGAGCUAGCUGAUAGCGAAGACCUUAAUGUUCUCCUGCUGAAUACGGCUGCAAGCACGCAUAUACUGUCGCUGGUGAAACGAGAGAACCAAGUCACUACCACAGAGCUACCUUCUUCCACAGAAUCCACAACUGACCUGCCAUAA
Phaedon cochleariae (mustard beetle) is the source of this 678-nucleotide messenger RNA. NCBI's taxonomy places the organism in Eukaryota, Metazoa, Arthropoda, Insecta, Coleoptera, Chrysomelidae. The record is from the annotation of a GenBank genome assembly.